CACUGAUCGUCUACGUACGAGCGCUACAGGCUGAAGCGCUAGAAACCCUAGCCACCCUAUUUCUACCGGCCAUCGGAGGUUUUGGUCUUCGAACCAGGGCAUCUCUCUCGUUGCCCCACGCUGCCGUCGCCAUGGGUCGCAUGCACAGUCGCGGAAAGGGUAUCUCGUCGUCGGCGCUGCCGUACAAGAGAACUCCUCCGAGUUGGCUUAAGAUAUCCGCUGCAGAUGUGGAGGACAACAUCUGCAAGUUUGCGAGAAAGGGGCUGAGUCCGUCGCAGAUUGGUGUCGUUCUUCGUGAUUCUCACGGCAUCGCCCAGGUCAAGAGCAUCACCGGGAGCAAGAUCCUCAGGAUCCUCAAGGCUCAUGGUCUUCAACCGGGUACUCCGGAGGAUCUGUACUGCCUGAUUAAGAAAGCAGUGGCCAUAAGGAAACACUUGGAGAGGAACAGGAAGGACAAAGACUCCAAGUUCAGACUAAUCAUGGUGGAGAGCAGGAUCCACCGCUUGACCCGAUACUACAAGAGGACCAAGAAGGUCGACCCGACCUGGAAAUAUGAUGCCAAGACUGCGAGCACUGUCGUGGCGUAGGAUGCUUUUCUGAACUGCUCGAAGGCUCGAUGAAGAACAGAUGCUUUGUUUUGUUCUCGGGAGAAGAAAUAGCCUUGUGAUGCUCUAAAUUGUCUUUUUGAUCGAACUUCACCUUUGUUUUUCUAAGGUGAUGAGUAGUAUUUUAUUGUGCUGAAGAUGAUAAUAGUGGUGAUUAUCUUCGAAAAUGAAUUUGUUGAAGAAAGAUUAUAAGAAAAGGUUGAAGGUGACAUAAAUCUUAAUAUUUAUAAUACAUUAGAUAUUGAUUAGUGA
Messenger RNA from Musa acuminata AAA Group (dessert banana), 857 nucleotides. RefSeq names its product small ribosomal subunit protein uS15-like. The coding region runs from base 132 to 587 and encodes 151 amino acids. Gene Ontology annotation, molecular function: small ribosomal subunit rRNA binding; structural constituent of ribosome. The transcript has 5 exons. Gene Ontology annotation, cellular component: cytosolic small ribosomal subunit; ribosome; nucleolus. NCBI's taxonomy places the organism in Eukaryota, Viridiplantae, Streptophyta, Magnoliopsida, Zingiberales, Musaceae. The record is from RefSeq and is a predicted model, not a curated record. Gene Ontology annotation, biological process: translation.